UUUGUGGAGCCUGGAUCGGAUCGCGAUAAUGGUUUAGCCCGGUGGAGCGGCUUUAAUAACCCGUGAUGUCAUUAGCCGACUUGAGACACUCCAGCCUCAAGUUCGGCUCGGAGCUCCACGUCGUCGUAGCUCCAAACACCAUUGCAACCACCCCCUCUUCCAAAACACCAUAAUCUCCUCUUCCUCAGCCGCAAACAUGGCUUUCCGUGCUUCUUUCCGCCGCGUCGCCCUGGCUCGCCCUGCCGCGUCCCGCAGCUUCCACUCGACUCCCCGAGCGAUGGUCCAUGUUGGCCAGGCCAUCCCCAACCUGGAGGUGCUCGUCGAGGACUCGCCUGGCAACAAGGUCAACCUCGCUGAGGAGUUCAAGUCCAGCAAUGGGUACAUCGUUGGCGUGCCCGCUGCCUUCUCGGGCACUUGCUCGAGCCAGCAUGUCCCUUCGUACAUGAACCACCCUGGUCUCAAGAAGGCGGGCCAAGUAUUUGUCGUCUCGGUCAACGAUCCUUUUGUUAUGAAGGCGUGGAGCGAGCAGCUUGACCCCGCUAAGCAGACUGGCAUCCGAUUCCUCGGUGACCCCACCGGCGAGUUCACCAAGGCCCUGGACCUUGGCUUUGACGGCUCGGCCAUCUUUGGUGGCAUGCGAGGCAAGCGAUACGCCCUCAAGGUGGUGGACGGCAAGGUCCAGGAGGCCCAUGUUGAGCCCGAUGGCACUGGUUACACCGUUUCCUCGGCCGAGAAGGUCCUGGGUUAGGAUAAUGACCAGGAGUGCAGUGGAUGUAAAAUUACACUUUGACGAGGGUAGAAAAUAUGAUGAGAUGGAAAUAUUUCGUGGUUGAGUUUGGCGCCUACCAUGGCAAGUGAAGUCCCCGUCUCCCCGCUGAAGCACAGGAAGACGUGCAGUACGAAACUUGUAGUGUGGAACCAUGCCGACCCGUGCCCAUUAUAAACAGAAACAAGGCGCAUCGGCUUCCAGACAUGGUAGGCAAACAAUACCUAUCUAGGUAA
Ilyonectria robusta is the source of this 1002-nucleotide messenger RNA. RefSeq names its product Redoxin. Gene Ontology annotation, molecular function: thioredoxin peroxidase activity. Gene Ontology annotation, biological process: cell redox homeostasis; cellular response to oxidative stress; hydrogen peroxide catabolic process. Lineage: Eukaryota; Fungi; Ascomycota; Sordariomycetes; Hypocreales; Nectriaceae. The transcript has 4 exons. Gene Ontology annotation, cellular component: mitochondrion; cytosol; cytoplasm. The record is from RefSeq and is a predicted model, not a curated record. Bases 197 to 748 code for a protein of 183 amino acids.